Paraglomus brasilianum is the source of this 783-nucleotide messenger RNA. Lineage: Eukaryota; Fungi; Glomeromycota; Glomeromycetes; Paraglomerales; Paraglomeraceae. The record is from the annotation of a GenBank genome assembly.
AUGCAUCCCCGGCUUAUAAUACUCAUCCGCCACGGUCAAUCUGAAGCUAAUGUCGACAUAACCAUCCACCGCACUGUCCCUGACCACGAAAUUAAUCUCACAGAGCUCGGCGUUCAGCAAGCGACUCAAGCUGGUCAAAAAUUACUUGAGCUGCUGAAGCCCGAUGAUAAUGUGCAUUUUUAUAUCAGUCCGUAUUCGAGAGCUAGACAGACUUUUAAGCAUAUGGCUAAAGCGUUAGAUAGAAAUCGAUGGAGGUGCUAUGAAGAGCCGAGGCUAAGAGAACAAGAUUGGGGUAAUUUCCAGUUUCCUCCUGAAGAAAUGCAAAGAAUUAGAAAAGAACGGGAAGCUUACGGUCAUUUUUUCUAUCGUAUACCGCAUGGUGAGAGUGGUGCAGAUGUCUAUGACAGAAUAUCUACUUUCCAAGAGACUCUUCACCGCGCCUUUGCCGAACCCGAUUUUCCCUCGGUUCUCGUCAUAGUAAGCCAUGGUCUCCUUGUUCGCCUAUUCGCGAUGCGAUGGUAUCACUGGUCAGUUGAAUAUUUCGAAUCACUUGAAAACCUGCACCCAUGUGAAUUUGUCAUUAUGGAGAAAGCUCAGGAAUCGAACAAAUAUAGAAUGCUGACUGAAUUUAGAUGUUGGCGAGAAACAUCACAUGACGAAGAAGAAGCGACAACGAAAAUUUAUGAAACUUGUUUCAUGGAAGGUUGUGAAGUGACAAAUGAAAAUGGUGUCACUAUGAAACAUAAAACAAGAACAGCCAAACCGGAAGAGGAUUUAAUGUAG